This is a messenger RNA of Beta vulgaris subsp. vulgaris (sugar beet), 1340 nucleotides long. Its product is annotated as deSI-like protein At4g17486. The transcript is spliced from 3 exons. Gene Ontology annotation, biological process: protein deubiquitination. Lineage: Eukaryota; Viridiplantae; Streptophyta; Magnoliopsida; Caryophyllales; Amaranthaceae. The record is from RefSeq and is a predicted model, not a curated record. The coding region runs from base 442 to 1122 and encodes 226 amino acids. Gene Ontology annotation, molecular function: deubiquitinase activity.
AUCCCAUUCCAUGGUUGAAGAGUAAAGGAAUGCUAAUAUUCAGCGUGAAGUUAUGGAGAGAAAGGGAACACAACAGCAGUAUUCCAAACAAUCUCCCAAUUUUCUCUCUCAAAAUUAUGCAUUCCAUUCAUUCUCUUCUUUUCCCUAACCAUUAAUUAAAAACACUCUGUCUCUUUCUACCUUUCUUUAACAAACAAAAAAAAGACCUCUCAUUCAUUUCCCUCGAUUUUCCUCCUCUUCCUGUAAUUCUUUCCCUUUCUUUAUAAAAUAUAAAAUUCCCAGAAAAGAAUUUUCCUGGCCCAUAUAUUAAAAAUAAUUUUUCUUGGGACUAGCAACUAUUUUCCAGAUUCGAAGUAUUUUUAUAAGUAAAAAAAUUUAUCCCAGUAGGAGAGAGAAAACACACAAGAGAAUAGAGAUACAGAAAAAAAGAGUGAAAAAAAAAUGUUGUGUAGAAUGAUACCAAAGAAGAAGAGGGCUGGUGCAGUACCAGUUUAUUUGAAUGUUUACGAUCUUACCCCCAUUAAUGGCUACGCUUAUUGGCUUGGUCUUGGUGUUUAUCAUUCUGGUGUUCAAGUGCAUGGGGUUGAGUAUGCUUUUGGAGCUCAUGAUAAUGCCACAACUGGGGUUUUCGAAGUAGAACCCAAGCAGUGCCCUGGCUUCACAUUCCGAAAAUCAAUCUUGAUAGGAAGAACAGAUUUAGGUGCUAAAGAGGUUCGCGCAUUGAUGGAGAAAUUAUCGAAAGAGUACUUUGGGAAUACUUACCAUCUCAUUAGCAAAAACUGUAACCACUUUUGUAAUGAUUUAUGUAUACGUUUGAGUGGCAAGCCAAUUCCGAGUUGGGUAAAUCGACUAGCUCGACUGGGUCUUCUGUGCAAAUGCGUUCUUCCUGCAGCUUUGGAUGAAACAAAGGUUCGCCAUAUUAGAGCUGAAAACAAGGUCCGAGAUGUAGACAAAAAAAAGCUGAGAAGCCAAUCAAGUAGGUUCGAACCAUCGAAUUCUACUUCAUCAACAUUAUCUGAUUGUUCUACUGCUUCAGCCAGUAGAAGUAGGAGGCAAAGACGCUGUGUUCCUCCAUCUUCAUCCAUGAUCUGUGCUAUCCCUCAGCAGGAAACUGUUUCAUAGAUCUUUUUUACUUUUAAUUAAUUCUUAUUUUAGGUUUGCAAUGUAAAUUUGUGAUGCAGACUUAUUUGGUAGAAGAUGCAUGUCUCAUUUAUUUGUAUUUUUUUUCGAUUUUCGUUUAUAGUUUGUGUUACUAGCUGCUAAAGAAAGUAAAGCAGCAGUUCUCUCAAGUGUAUCAUGCUCCUAAUUUUGGCCUAUAAUUCCUGUUGAUUAUAGCUUUC